CCGUUCCAGAAACUAUCUCAUUCUCAUCCCAUUCUGCCUCUAUUUCCUAAUUUUGCAAUCCCAAUGCAAAUUCCAAAUCUAACCCACGCACUCUCACUUCAUGUGACUCUUUGCAUCCUUCACUCUCACUACUCUUUUCUUUUUUGUCAACUUUAAUCGCAGACAAGAAAAAAAAAAAUCUCAACUUGCAUGAUAUUUUCUUCCUUUUCUAUUCAUCAUUGAUUCAUUCAUACACUCCAUACACUUUUCUUCUAUCUCUUUGUCUCUUUCCACUUAAAGGGUCUCUAGUCUCACUCACUUGAGGUAUCAUUUGGCAUCAUAUCUCUUGAUUCUCUUUUGUGGCUUAGAAAUAUCUUCCCAUAUACUUCCACACCCUGAUUUUCUUUUUGCUUAUUAAUCCCUUGUUUUCCCACUCGACCAUUUCUUCAAUUCUUGAUCUUGAUAGAGAGAUUGGUAGCAUUGCUUGAAGUCGGGGGAGGAAAAAGAUAAGGAAUUGGAAAUGGCUGCUAAAGUAGAGGCUAAUGGUGGUGGUGGUGGUGGUGUUUCUCCCAAGGUUCCAGCAGUGGCACAUCCAUUGGCUGAGAAGCCAGAUGAGGUUGCAUCCAAUAUUAGUUACCAUGCUCAGUUCAGUCCUCAUUUUUCCCCUUUUAAGUUUGAGCUGGAACAAGCUUACUAUGCCACUGCAGAGAGUGUUCGUGAUCGUCUCAUUCAGCAAUGGAAUGAAACCUACCUUCAUUUUCAUAAAGUUGAUCCCAAGCAAACUUACUACCUAUCAAUGGAGUUCCUUCAAGGUCGAGCUUUGACCAAUGCCAUUGGAAAUCUGAACAUCCAAGAUGCAUAUGCCAAGGCUUUGCGCAAAUUUGGGCUUGAACUUGAAGAAAUAUCAGAGCAGGAGAAGGAUGCAGCACUAGGAAAUGGUGGUCUUGGUAGGCUUGCUUCUUGCUUUCUGGAUUCCAUGGCAACACUUAACUUUCCUGCUUGGGGGUAUGGUUUGAGGUAUAGAUAUGGACUAUUUAAGCAGAGAAUCACCAGGGAAGGUCAGGAGGAAGUUGCAGAGGACUGGCUUGAGAAGUUUAGCCCCUGGGAAGUUGUUAGGCAUGACAUUUUGUAUCCCAUCAGAUUCUUUGGUCAUGUUGAGGUUAAUCCUAAUGGAAGCCGAAAAUGGGUUGGAGGAGAGGUUGUGCAAGCACUGGCUUAUGAUGUGCCAAUUCCAGGUUACCAAACCAAGAACACCAUCAGUCUCCGCCUCUGGGAGGCAAAGGCGAGUGCUGAGGAUUUCAAUUUAUUUUUAUUCAAUGAUGGGCAACAUGAUGCUGCUUCUGUGCUUCACUCACGAUCCCAACAGAUUUGUGCAGUUUUAUAUCCUGGGGAUACCACAGAAGGUGGAAAACUUCUACGAUUGAAGCAGCAGUUCUUUCUCUGCAGUGCAUCACUCCAAGACAUAAUUUCCCGGUUUAAGGAGAGGAGACAAGGACCUUGGAACUGGUCGGAGUUCCCGACAAAGGUUGCUGUGCAGUUAAAUGAUACUCAUCCAACGCUUACAAUACCAGAGUUGAUGCGAUUACUAAUGGAUGAGGAGGGGCUCGGAUGGGAUGAGGCAUGGGAUGUGACAACUAGGACUGUUGCUUACACCAAUCAUACUGUCCUCCCUGAAGCACUAGAGAAAUGGUCUCAGCCAGUAAUGUGGAAACUGCUUCCCCGCCAUAUGGAAAUCAUAGAAGAAAUUGACAGGAGAUUCACAACAAUGAUAAAUACAAAACGAUUGGACCUUGAGAGUGAGCUUUCCACCAUGCGCAUCUUGGACCAUAAUCCUGAAAAGCCAGUAGUUCGGAUGGCAAAUUUGUGUGUGGUUUCUUCUCAUGCGGUGAAUGGUGUUGCUCAGUUACACAGUGAUAUAUUAAAGUCAGAAUUAUUUGCAAAUUAUGUUUCGAUAUGGCCAACAAAGUUCCAAAAUAAAACCAAUGGGAUUACACCUCGAAGAUGGAUCCAAUUUUGUAAUCCUGAGCUAAGUGGGAUAAUCACCAAAUGGUUAAAAACUGAUAAAUGGGUAACCAAUCUUGACUUGUUAACAGGUCUUCGACAGUUUGCUGACAAUGAAGAUCUGCAAGCAGAAUGGCUGUCUGCAAAGAUGGCUAGCAAACAGCGUUUGGCACGGUAUGUUUUGCAUGUGACAGGGGAGAGCAUUGACCCAGAUAGUCUGUUUGACAUUCAAGUCAAGCGUAUCCAUGAAUACAAGAGGCAGCUACUAAACAUUCUUGGUGUGAUUUAUAGAUACAAGAAGCUAAAGGAGAUGAGCCCUGAAGAACGUAAAAUAAGUACUCCACGCACUGUGAUGAUUGGAGGCAAGGCAUUUGCAACAUACACAAAUGCUAUAAGGAUAGUCAGGCUGGUGAAUGAUGUCGGUGCUGUUGUCAACAGUGAUCCUGAGGUCAAUAGCUACUUGAAGGUUGUAUUUGUUCCAAAUUACAAUGUAUCUGUGGCAGAAGUUCUGAUUCCUGGAAGUGAGCUUUCUCAGCACAUUAGCACUGCAGGCAUGGAAGCAAGUGGCACAAGCAACAUGAAAUUUGCUUUGAAUGGGUGCCUUAUAAUAGGUACUCUAGAUGGAGCUAAUGUGGAAAUCAGGGAGGAGAUUGGUGAGGAGAAUUUUUUCCUCUUUGGUGCCACAGCGGAAGAUGUCCCUCGACUGAGGAAGGAAAGAGAGAAUGGACUGUUCAAACCUGAUCCUCGAUUUGAAGAGGCAAAGAAGUUUAUUAGGAGUGGGGUGUUCGGAAGCUAUGACUAUAAUCCAUUGCUCGAGUCUUUGGAAGGAAAUUCUGGUUAUGGUCGUGGUGAUUACUUUCUAGUUGGUCAUGACUUCCCAAGCUACAUGGAUACUCAGGCAAAAGUUGAUGAAGCUUAUCGUGAUAGGAAAAGAUGGCUAAAAAUGUCAAUCUUAAGCACUGCUGGGAGUGGAAAGUUCAGCAGUGAUCGGACAAUUGCUCAGUAUGCCAAGGAAAUCUGGAACAUAGAAGAGUGCCGCGUGCCAUAAUUUCUGCUGGAUGUCUCUUGCAUUCAAGUUUAUGUAUAGCACAAAGAGAAAGAUAAAUCAAAAAAUAAUAAUAAUAAGUAAUAUACCGAAAAGAGAAAGUGGAGGAGAUAUUAGCUUUCUAUUUAGCUUGUCAUAUAAGAUUUCAUCAGUAUUCUUAUGUUAAAUGCUCUCUCAAACCAUCUGCUUCCGACAGGUAGAGCUUUCUAUAUGCAAAUAAAUCUUUAGUUUCAUGUUCUAUUUUUCAAUUGAUGUCAAAAUUUACUUAGCCCUCCAAAUUUGAGGAUUACUUUUCAUCUUUGCAAUGAACUGCUUGGGUCCAUAUUCUGGUUCA
Molecule: messenger RNA, 3359 nt
Organism: Cajanus cajan (pigeon pea)
Lineage: Eukaryota; Viridiplantae; Streptophyta; Magnoliopsida; Fabales; Fabaceae
Source: RefSeq, a predicted model, not a curated record